GGGCUCGCCUCUCCUUUGGCUCGGCUGGGGUGGCGAUGUCUUCGUCGGGGACGCUCAGCAACUACUACGUGGACUCGUUCCUCCUCCACGAGACCGAGGAGCUGGUGCAGUCGCGCUACGCCUCGGCCCCCCUGGGCCAGCCGGCCAGGCAGGCGACCCUCGGCGAGCACCCCGAGUUCACCCCCUGCAGCUUCCAGUCGAAAGCGUCCGUCUUCGCCCCUUCCUGGAACGCCGUGCACCCGCCGAGCGCCAACAAUGUGCCGGCCGUGUACCACCCGUACGUGCAUCACCAGCCACCCGACGGCAGGUACAUGCGUUCGUGGCUGGAGCCGAUGCCGGCCUCCUUGUCUUUCCCCGGCUUGCCGGCCAGCAGGCAUUACGGCAUUAAACCUGAACCGCUCACGGCCAGGAGGGGUGACUGUACCACCUUUGACACGCACGCACUCUCUCUGACUGACUAUGCUUGUGGUUCUCCUCCAGCUGAUAGGGAUAAGCCAGCCAACGACGGGGCGUUCUCGGAAAACAAUGGCGAAAGCGAGGCAAACGGAGACAAACCCCAGCUGGAUCCAAAUAAUCCAGCGGCAAACUGGUUACAUGCAAGGUCCACUAGGAAAAAGCGUUGCCCUUACACCAAACAUCAGACACUGGAGUUGGAGAAAGAGUUUCUGUUCAACAUGUAUCUCACCAGGGACCGACGGUAUGAAGUAGCCAGGCUCCUGAAUUUAACCGAGAGACAAGUGAAAAUCUGGUUUCAGAAUCGUAGGAUGAAAAUGAAGAAAAUUAACAAAGACCGAGCGAAGGAUGAAUGAUGCUGGGUGGCAGGUUUAAUUGUGUGUCAAAACAGCAAAAUCUGCCCCCCCCCGCGGUCCUUCAACGCCACACAACGCAACUCCCCUCCCCCACACCCUGAAACUGUGUCCAGGCCUCACAUAUUUUUAUUUUUUCAUUGCCAUUUGUCCUUGGUCAAUUCAGCUCUUGAAUGUACCUCGCCAGCGUGCAGAGAGACCACCGUGCCCCGGUGCUAUUCGGAGGUACCGUGUUUUUUCCGUUUUUCUAUUCAUAGGAAAGCAAAGGAGGGACAUUACCGCACCAGGGUGAUAUGUUGCUUUGUCUAAAUCUACCUGUCAAGAAAGAAAAAAGAAAGAAAAAAAAAAGAAAGAAGAAAGAAAGAAAACUACCUUUUAAUGCACAAUUCUUUAUGGACUGUAUAGGUUAGUUGAAGUAGUUAAAUUUAUUUGCUCGUCGCACGGCAGAGAGAGGUCUGCUGUAAUACUUGAACACUGUGUUUUAUUGUGGUAUUAUAUUUGUGACUCAAUUUUUGUGCUUGGGUGCUGUACCAGAUGUGAUUGUGUAAGCUAGAAUACAAUUUGAACUCAGGUUGUUUAUUAUAAAGAUUGCAUAGAGUAUAGCUCUGUAGUGUAAGGACGGAGUCUUUUUUUCUGUACCAUUAAACAGUUAACCUUGGAUUGUACGGGAUAAAAGUUAUAAAUCGUUCAUUUCCUAUCCUAACUUUUAAACAUAAAAGAAAAGCAAAUAUUAUCUGGACUAAAAAGGAGCUUAUCGGUUCCUCUGAAACCAGUCAUUUAAGUAUGCACACAACCUAUCUAUCUAUAUAUAUAGUACAGUUUUCGUCAGUUGUAUAUAUAUAAUCUAUAUAUUAAAGAAAGAAACCCUUAAUAAUCAAAUUAGCUUGAAUAUUGUUUUUGCACCCGUGAGCAGUUCUCAGAU
Python bivittatus (Burmese python) is the source of this 1728-nucleotide messenger RNA. RefSeq names its product homeobox A9 (gene HOXA9). Gene Ontology annotation, molecular function: DNA-binding transcription factor activity, RNA polymerase II-specific; RNA polymerase II cis-regulatory region sequence-specific DNA binding. Gene Ontology annotation, biological process: proximal/distal pattern formation; embryonic skeletal system morphogenesis; DNA-templated transcription. Lineage: Eukaryota; Metazoa; Chordata; Lepidosauria; Squamata; Pythonidae. Gene Ontology annotation, cellular component: nucleus. The record is from RefSeq and is a predicted model, not a curated record.